Messenger RNA from Homo sapiens (human), 1905 nucleotides. RefSeq names its product BARX homeobox 2 (gene BARX2). The record is from RefSeq and is marked reviewed. Gene Ontology annotation, molecular function: DNA-binding transcription factor activity; chromatin binding; DNA-binding transcription factor activity, RNA polymerase II-specific. Gene Ontology annotation, cellular component: nucleus; transcription regulator complex. The transcript is spliced from 4 exons. Bases 189 to 1028 code for a protein of 279 amino acids. NCBI's taxonomy places the organism in Eukaryota, Metazoa, Chordata, Mammalia, Primates, Hominidae. Gene Ontology annotation, biological process: regulation of DNA-templated transcription.
GCGGGUGGGUCUAGACGCGCGGCAGGCGCGCCCGCUACCCGCUCUCCUCCGCGCGCCACCCGAGCCCCGCCGCCUCCCCAGCUGCCGGGAGCGGGGCCCAGGCCCCGCCGUCGCGCCAGCCCCGCGGCCCCAGCGGGCCGGGCACUCGCAGCCGCGCUCGGGCCGGCGGACGCUCGCGCCGGCUCACCAUGCACUGCCACGCCGAGCUGAGGCUGAGCUCGCCCGGCCAGCUCAAAGCAGCCAGGCGGCGCUACAAGACUUUCAUGAUCGACGAGAUCCUCUCCAAGGAGACCUGCGAUUACUUUGAGAAACUUUCCCUCUACUCCGUGUGCCCGUCGCUGGUCGUGCGACCCAAGCCCCUGCAUUCCUGUACGGGCUCCCCUUCCCUGCGGGCAUAUCCGCUCCUCUCGGUGAUCACCCGCCAGCCCACUGUCAUCUCCCACCUGGUCCCUGCCACCCCGGGAAUCGCCCAGGCACUGUCCUGCCACCAGGUCACCGAGGCGGUCUCUGCUGAGGCCCCAGGGGGCGAGGCCCUAGCCAGCAGCGAGUCAGAGACGGAACAGCCCACGCCCCGACAGAAGAAGCCCCGCCGGAGUCGCACCAUCUUCACCGAGCUGCAGCUCAUGGGCCUGGAGAAGAAAUUCCAGAAGCAGAAGUAUUUGUCAACCCCAGACAGGUUGGACUUGGCUCAGUCUCUGGGACUCACUCAGCUGCAGGUGAAGACCUGGUAUCAGAAUCGCAGGAUGAAAUGGAAGAAAAUGGUUCUUAAAGGUGGACAGGAAGCACCCACAAAACCCAAAGGUCGCCCCAAGAAGAACUCCAUCCCCACAUCAGAAGAGAUUGAAGCUGAAGAGAAGAUGAACAGCCAGGCCCAGGGUCAGGAGCAGCUGGAGCCCUCUCAGGGGCAGGAGGAGCUCUGUGAAGCACAGGAACCGAAAGCACGUGAUGUCCCCUUAGAGAUGGCAGAGCCACCAGACCCGCCCCAGGAGUUGCCAAUACCCUCUUCGGAACCCCCACCAUUAAGCUAAAGUAAAACCCUUUUGAGGGAAGAGGGAGACUGGGGAGAAGGGAAAAGAGAGAAGGCAGGGAGAGUAGGGAGAGAAAACCUUCCAGCAGCCCAGUAAACUGCGGGCGAAGAGAUCUACCCGUCUCCCUCCCUCCCACAGUUACCAUUGGCCUUGUCAUCGCAAGCAUUUGACAAAGACUUGCUUGUCUUGGGCCUGUCACCUCCUGAAAGGCUGCUUUAGCUGUGGAUGCCCUUGAUUAAGGGAGAGAGCGCCUAGGAGCUGCCUGCCCCAGCUGGGGUGACGGCUGUAGGGCUGGGUCUAUGUUGCAAGCCCUAUAUCCUAGCAUGCAGUGGAAAGUGCUUAGCUCUCUCCCUCCUGACCUCUGGGCAGCCAGUCAUCAAAGCAGAGAGACGUGGCGGCAUGUGGGCAGCAUGCCCAGGUUCCUUGCUGACUCAGCACUUAUUUCUGUAGUUUUAAAAAAGAAUUUAAUGUUUUUGGUUGUAUUUUUUUGGGGGGGUGAGGGUGGGCAAAAACAUGGGGGUAGUUCUGAGUUGUUAGAAAUGUUUCUGAAUCAAGUUUGUUUGAAGACACGUGUGCCUUUGUACCCAUUAUAAGAUGGUCAUAAGACCCAAGAACUGAUAAGCUUUGGUUUUUUUUUUGUUUUGUUUUGUUUUUUGCUUCAUUUACCCAUUCAUGCCUAGGGUUCCAUUAUUGGAACCCUAAGCUUGUGGGAGUUAUUUCUAUCCUACUGCUCAAGGUCAUCACCAAGAUCUGAUUUUUCAUAAAAAACAUUUGUGACCUUCGGCAUAAAUGGGUUAAGGUGCCAUCCCUGAAACUGCAAUGCAGAUAUGUUCAGAUAACUUUUAUUUUUUAAUUAAAAAUAAAUCUUUCAAAAGGA